Molecule: messenger RNA, 2261 nt
Organism: Salvia hispanica
Lineage: Eukaryota; Viridiplantae; Streptophyta; Magnoliopsida; Lamiales; Lamiaceae
Gene: AHG2
Product: Polynucleotidyl transferase, ribonuclease H-like superfamily protein
Molecular function (GO): 3'-5'-RNA exonuclease activity; RNA binding
Source: RefSeq, a predicted model, not a curated record
UCAUCGCCAUCUGCAGUUGGAAGCGACGGCAACACUGUGAAUAGAAGCCCUAAAAUGAGCAGAGAAUGAGAAAUAGCUACCUGGCUCGGGUCCUAACUCGGGCCCUACAGCCAGUACGCUCCCUCUGCUCCGCCGCCGACGUGGAGCUGAAGAAUGUCACGAAGUCGAAUUUCGAGCCCGCGCUGGCUGAGCUGCGGCGCCACGUCAGGGAAGCAGACUUCGUCGCCAUCGACUUGGAGAUGACCGGGAUCACCAGCGCGCCGUGGCGCGAGAUCUUUGAAUUUGACCGCCCUGAUAUCCAGUAUUUGAAGGUCAAAGAUUCCGCCCACAAAUUCGCCGUCGUUCAAUUCGGCGUUUGCCCCUUUCGAUGGGACCAACAUUCCACCUCCUUUGUUGCUCAUCCGCACAACUUCUAUGUAUUUCCUCGGAAGGAAAUUGCGGGUGAUGGUUCAUCGUACGAGUUCUUAUGCCAGACAAGCUCAUUAGAAUUCUUGGCUAAAUACCAGUUUGAUUUCAACACCUGCAUCAAUGAAGGAAUAUCUUAUUUAUCCAGAAGCCAAGAGGAGGAAGCAUUGAAAUGUUUAGAUUCAAUGCACAAGGAUGAGGUCCUGGAUGUAUCUUCCAACUUGAGAAAUGUUUCGGAUAUGCAGCUGGUUAGGAUGGCAGAUAUUCUAUUCGCUGAGAGAAUGAAAAACGUAGUUGGUGAAUGGCGUGCUGGAUUGUUACGGGGUGGAAGUUGGGGACCAGAAUCUCAAGGAAGUUUAAACGAUGUGAAUCAGAAAUUUCAGACUACUUUCUUCCAAACACGGCCCGCCCUUGCAGUGAAUGGCUUGACUUCACGCCAGCUGAAGCUAAUUAAGUUGGUGACUGAAAAACAUUUCAGUGAUCUUGCUUAUGUCCAUGUAGCUGGUGAAAGUUCUAGUCGGCUACCACUGAUAGUCUAUACAGAUUCUGCAAAAGACAGGGAUAUUCUGAAGGGGGAGGUCAAAGCUUGUCAAAGAAAAGCAGCAGAAAUAAGUAUUAAAUCUGCUAUUGGGUUCCGACAUGUUAUUGAUCUGCUUUCAUCAGAAAGAAAGUUGAUUGUUGGUCAUAAUUGUUUUCUUGAUCUUGCACAUGUUUACAGCAAAUUUAUUGGUCCUCUCCCUUCAACUGCUGAAGAAUUUGUCUCAGCUGUUCAAACAUAUUUCCCUAGCAUAGUUGAUACUAAGGUGCUGCUAAACUCAGAUGAUGUGUUAUCGCACAUCAUGAAUAAAAGCAGCACAUCACUUUCCAACGCGUUUAACUUACUCUGCCUGCCAUCUGUUGCUCCAACUGGUACAAACAAUGGGUUGGCAAACAUACCACGUGUAAAAGUGGACGUUCAAGUGGAUAAUCAGAGGUUCUCAAAUUGGAACUCUGGCGCUAAGCAUGAAGCUGGAUACGAUGCUUUUAUGACGGGAUGUGUUUUCUCUGAGGCAUGCUUCCGUUUAGGAAUUGAUUUCAACCCACUUGCACCAGGCUUGGUUUUGCAACACAAUGAGAAGCUCCAAAAGUAUAUCAAUUAUUUAUAUCUAAGCUGGGCGAAUGGAGAUAUUAUUGAUCUGAAAACAGGGAAGAGUGGUCCAGACACUUUAGGUUCUGCGAUUGGGAGGCGGCGCUGGCCUGCAAAAUUUAUGUUCUCAAACAUGAUACUGUUGUGGGGACUACCCACGAAGCUGAAAGCGAAAGAUAUUAGAGAGUGUUUCUACAAAGCUUUUGGGAGUGGCUCAAUCACCUCAGUCCACCAAAUGGAUGAAACUGCGGCCUUUGUUCAGUUCAGCCGUGCAGAACUGGUUUCAGACUUUCUUGAACUGAAGGAUCGUUUAGAGAGAGAUAAUAACAACCCAAUGUCUGUUGUGCAUCCUUUGUCAAGAAUUCUUGAGACAGGUUGCGUACGAGCUGCCAGUUACGAGACAUACAAAGAGGCUUGUCUUUCGCCUCUUUCAGAACUGCUGUUUGCAGACCAGGCAGAGAGACUUGGGAUGAAGGGGGAAGCCAGACUUGUGCAAUCUUCUGUUGAUGUCGAUGGGGAAGACAACCGUGAGGAAGAAGGCGAAAUAACUUUGCCUACGUUUCGAGAGCUGAAGCAGAGUGGUUCUAGUGUUGGAACCAGCAAUUUUCAAACUGAUCGAAUUAUGGAUUCUUUGUGUCGCUCUGCAGCUCAGUGAGCAGAUAGAAUUUAUAUUGCGUUGUAGGUAUUCAUGAUUAACUUGUUUAUAUAGUGAAAUGUUUGUGAGGUGAAA